AUAAUAAAAGCCCUUUCUAUUUGAUCGCCUUUUAAAUUGGCUCAGUCUCUUUCAGUUCCCAUCCAUUCUCCUCAUUCCUUUAUCUCUCUUCUCUCUUUCUGAUCUAUCUAUAAUCUAUGGAGUUAGCUCUGAGCUUGGGUGAUACACCGAAGCCCUUUUCAUUUCUUGAAAAACCCCAGAAAAUUCAUAGCAAAGAUUUAGGGUUCUGCAUGUCUACCGGAAAAGUGAGUUCCGACGGCGGAGAGAAGAGUAAUAAAAGCGACGAGAGCCGGUUCUCCGACGGUCCGAUUUCAUCAGAUCCACCGGUUCAGCUAGAUCUUCUCCCAUUCUCUCCGGUGCAAAGAAGCCAUCCCUCUUCAAACAAGCUUCCUUUCCCUUGGCUCAAAGAUAAAUUGGGAGGCGUGACGGAGGGGGGAAGAAAAGGCGACGACGGCAGCGGAGAUCAUGAAACGACGGCGGCGGCGGCGGUUUCAUCUCCAAACAGCGCGGUGUCAUCGUUUCAGGUGGAUUUCUCCAUGUUCCGAAGCGCGAGGGGGAAGAGAGACUUGGAGCAAUUAUCAGCCAUUAACAGCGAAGCAGAAGCCGAUCGCGGUGGCGCAGGAAGCGACGAUGAGGAAAACGGCUUGGCCAGAAAGAAACUCCGACUCACCAAAGACCAGUCCGCUUUCCUCGAAGAAAGCUUCAAAGAGCACAACACCCUCAACCCCAAGCAGAAGCUUGCACUAGCAAAGCAAUUGAAUCUCCGAGCUCGGCAAGUUGAAGUGUGGUUCCAAAACAGAAGAGCAAGGACCAAAUUGAAACAGACAGAGGUAGAUUGUGAGUAUUUAAAAAGGUGCUGUGAGACGCUGACAGAAGAGAACAGGAGGUUGCAAAAAGAGCUCCAAGAAUUAAGAGCUCUUAAAGCUUCUCAGCCAUUUUACAUGCAGCUCCCAGCCACCACCCUCACCAUGUGUCCUUCCUGUGAAAGGGUUGUCACCACCUCCACCACCUCCACCUCCACCGCCGCCUUUUCUCUCUCACCGCCGCAUGCCAAGACAGCUUCUUGAUGAUCAGUAGUAGUUGGUAGUUGAGCACUAGCUAGGGAUGAUAGAUGAUGAUGAUUAAUUCAUUUUAAAAAAAACACGAUUAUGUUUCUAGUUUGUUUAAUUGCUUUUUUUGGGCCUUGAAUUUUCUUUCUUGUGUAUAUAUACGUGGGGUUUUUUUUAAUUUAAUUAAACAUUUUCUUGUUGCUAAUCAAGAUUAAUUUUCUGAUUUGUAGCGCUAGCUUGACUAAUAAAAAUUUGGCAGCCCUCGUAAUUUGACCGAG
This is a messenger RNA of Salvia hispanica, 1306 nucleotides long. RefSeq names its product homeobox-leucine zipper protein HAT14. NCBI's taxonomy places the organism in Eukaryota, Viridiplantae, Streptophyta, Magnoliopsida, Lamiales, Lamiaceae. Gene Ontology annotation, biological process: regulation of DNA-templated transcription. The record is from RefSeq and is a predicted model, not a curated record. Gene Ontology annotation, molecular function: sequence-specific DNA binding; DNA-binding transcription factor activity, RNA polymerase II-specific.